Messenger RNA from Poecile atricapillus (Black-capped chickadee), 3169 nucleotides. RefSeq names its product urotensin-2 receptor-like. Gene Ontology annotation, biological process: neuropeptide signaling pathway; blood vessel diameter maintenance; regulation of blood pressure. Lineage: Eukaryota; Metazoa; Chordata; Aves; Passeriformes; Paridae. Gene Ontology annotation, cellular component: membrane. Gene Ontology annotation, molecular function: urotensin II receptor activity. The coding region runs from base 68 to 1165 and encodes 365 amino acids. The record is from RefSeq and is a predicted model, not a curated record. The transcript has a single exon.
AGCGGCCGCCGCCGGGGCCGGGAGCUCCGGGGCCGGUGCGAAGGUGCCGGGGCCGCCGCCGCCGCCCAUGGAGCCCAACGGGACGGCGGCGGCGGGGGACAACGGGACGGCGGCGGCGGGCGGCGGGGCUGCCCCCGGGGGCGGCCCCCUGCUCAUCCCCUCGGCCUUCGGGACGGUGCUGUCGGUGAUGUACGUGGCCGGGGUGGCCGGCAAUGUCUACACGCUGGUGGUGAUGUGCCACUCGGCGCGCUGCGCCGCCCCCAUGUACAGCUCCAUCGUCAGCCUGGCCCUGGCCGACCUGCUCUACCUCUCCACCAUCCCCUUCAUCGUCUGCACCUACCUGGCUCAGGACUGGUACUUCGGGGACCUGGGGUGCCGCAUCCUGCUCAGCCUGGACCUGCUCACCAUGCACGCCAGCAUCUUCACCCUCACCCUCAUGUGCACCGAGCGCUACCUGGCCGUCACCCGGCCCCUGGACACCCUGAAGCGGUCCCGGGGCUACCGGAAGGUCACGGCGGGGGCCGUGUGGUCGGUGUCGCUGCUGCUCACGCUGCCCAUGAUGCUGAUGGUCACGCUGACCGAGGGGGGCAAGGCGGAGGGCAAGGUGAAGAGGAUGUGUGCGCCCACCUGGAGCGUGGAUGCCUACAGGACCUACCUGACCGUGCUCUUCAGCACCAGCAUCAUGGCCCCGGGCAUCAUCAUCGGCUUCCUCUACACGCGCCUGGCCAGGACCUACCUGGAGUCCCAGAGGAACCCCCCCCACAAGGAGAAGAGCAAGAGAUCGCCCCGGCAGAAGGUCCUCAUCAUGAUUUUCAGCAUCGUGCUGGUCUUCUGGGCCUGCUUCCUGCCCUUCUGGAUCUGGCAGCUGGUGCGCCUCUACAGCAGCUCCCUGCAGCUCACCACCCAAACCCAAAAGUGCAUUAACUACCUGGUGACCUGCCUGACCUACAGCAACAGCUGCAUCAACCCCUUCCUCUACACCCUGCUCACCAAAAACUACCGGGAGUACCUGCGCAACAGGCACCGCAACUUCUACAGGUUCACAUCCUCCUUCCGCAAGAGGGGCUCCAGCCUGCAGUGCUCCUGGGGCCGCUCCAUGUCCUCCAGCAACCAGUACGAAUACAGCUCGGAGGCGCUGGGCAUGGCCACGCUGAAGGACAAGUGAGGAAGAGGAGGCGCUCCCAGCACACAGGACCGGCAGAGCGUCCGGCCAAGGUAGGGCUUUGGGAUCCCCUGGCCCUGAAGGGUUCUUAAAGCUCGUUUCUGGUGCUCUCUCUAGCCGGGGGCAAGAAGCUGUGUGAAUCCAAAUGCUGCGAGAUGAGAUGAGAUGAGAUGAGAUGAGAUGAGUUUCCAUCUGGCUGAGGGCUGUUGGGGGGGUCCUGCCGGGAGCCAGCAGCUGUUUGGGACAGAUCCUGCAGGGUUUGGGGUGCAGAAGAUGAGCUGGAUGCUCUGUCCAGCUCUGGCACAAACUCUUCUCCUGCCUGGCUGAGUUUCGGCUCCAGCUCCUCACCCCGUGGUUUCUCUGCGCUGUCCUGGGGCUGCAGCUGGGUCAGAGCUGCAGAAAUCUGAACCUGGCCCGGUAUCACUUCACUGAGCUGCCAGCCGUGUGUGUUACCAUUGUCUGUUUCUGGAGUGUGUAAAGAGACUUUUAAGCCCCUUUUCGUAUUUCCUGUUACAUUACAGUGCACUACUGUUCUGUCAUGCUUCAAGUCUCUAUUUUGAAAUUCAUUGCAGCAGCACUUUGAACUCCAAGCAUUCAAAAACCACCAGGUAAGCUGUCAGAAACCACAGGAUUACCUAAAAAAACCAAAAACUCUUGUAACUUUUUAAGGUUUCUACCUAAGGUGGUUUGAAUUUGCCACUGAUAUUUUUUUCUUGAAAAAGUUGGUCCUUUUCUUAAAAGUCAACAGAGCUUGACAAACCUAAAAAUUUACCUUGGAAGAAAUAAAAAAUUAUUUAUGAUCCUGUCACUCAAAGACCUGAGGCUCUAAGAAAAAUUACUGAAUCCUAUAUCAUGAAACUCAUUAUAAAAAAGAGAUUUUUUUUCAUGACAUUUGAUCAAAACCAGUUUUGCCUCAAUGUAUUCUGCUCAUUUUCUCCCUGCUUGGCAUCUCACACUAAACCUUCACCACAGAGAUGCCUGUAAGCACUUAAACAAUUGUAAAGUGUCAGUUUAUAAAUAAAUGCUUAUUAAAAAUGGACCCUCCUCAGGUUUCCCCUCGCCUGCUCUCUUCACCCAGCUCAGGGGGUGAUGCCACAGUUCCCAGCUCUGGGGAUGAAGUUGGGGUCAGAAUCCUUCUCUCUUGUUCUGGGAUGGACUCUGGGGAUAAGAAAAGCACAGUAUGAGUUGCACAAACUCUUGUCAGCAGCUGGUGAUGCCCAGGGAGUUCAGAAGCAGCAGCAGAGUAAGGAACUGUCAUUUCCACUCUUUUGUUAUUAUUAAUUUAUUUAUUACUUAUUCCAACCCCCAUCUGCCUGAGCAGAGUCCCACUCCAGCCCUGCAGUGCAUUCCUGUGUCCUUGGGUGAUCCUCUCAUGUCCCACACCAAAAUUUAGGGUGUGCUUGUGCUACAGCAGAGACACAAAGUGCCAACACCACAGGCAGGGGCUGAGAGCAGAGAACAGGCACAGAGAUGGGAUUUUGUGCACUCAGAACAGAAAAAUUCACAAGUUGGAUGAAGAUGUUUCUGUGCUGGAGUCAGCAUUCUCUUGGGAUGCUUUUGGGGGAGCAGGGGAAUGAGGACCUCACCUUUCCCAUUUCACUUUUAACCACAGAACUCUCUUUGAACCACCAGGGAUCACUUUGUCAUAUUCCAGUGCUGCACAGACUCCAAGCUGGGCAUCAUGAAUAGUCCUAAUAUUGUCCAUUCCUUCUGAAAUAGGGGGACUAACACACAAUUCAUCUUGGGAAUUGGCAGGGAGAGCAGGAUUCAGCAGAUUUUUCAGAACAACUUUUCAGAAAUUAAUUGAUUUUUUUUUUAAUUGUUAAUUCUAAAUUCAUUGUUACUUUUCCUUUGGUUCCCAUUUCUGAGGGUGGAAGUAACUCCCAUACAAGAAUUAAAAAGAUAAGGCUGAACUCAGAAGGCGUUUUGGGAAGAAUGAAUGUCGUGCAAAGUGUGUCUGGACAGAAGUCCUGGCAGAGCCAAGCAUGGCUGCAUCCCAUGAGCUGG